AUGGAUCGUUUGCGUCCUCGCAACAGAUCAGUUUUUACCGGAUUCACCAAUUCCGAGAUUGAGAAAAUGGAGAAGGUGCUAAGGGAAACGAAAGGACAAUCAUUGACUCAGGAUUUUUACCAAAAAUUGACUAAAAGUUUCAAUUAUUCUUCUGGUCGUGCUGGGAAACCUCUUGUCAAAUGGACCGAGAUAGAGAGUUGGUUUCAGACUAGGCUCCAGGAAUUGCCACAAGUACCUGAAAAUGAAUUGAUCUCUCCUCAAGGACUUCAAUGUAAAGAAGGAAAAAUUGUCCGAGACACAUCGGAGUUGGAAUUUGAAGCUAGGUCUUCAAAAGACGAGGCAUGGUAUGAUGUUGAGGCGUUUCUUGCUCACAGAUUUCUUAGCACGGGGGAGGCUGAAGUCAAAGUCAGAUUUGUUGGAUUUGGAGCUGAGGAAGAUGAGUGGGUCAACCUAAAAAGUUCUGUCCGAGAACGUUCAGUUCCGUUUGAAAAUUCAGAGUGUUCCGGCCUGAAAACUGGAGACCCUGUCCUAUGCUUCCAGGAGAGGAGAGAUCAAGCAAUCUACUAUGACGCUCACAUUUUAGAGAUCCAAAGGAGAAUGCAUGAUAUCCGAGGUUGCAGGUGUCAUAUCUUAAUUCGGUAUGAUCACGACAGCACUGAGGAAAGAGUUCGUUUGAGAAGACUUUGCCAUAGACCAAGAUCUUAG
Lathyrus sativus (Indian pea) is the source of this 705-nucleotide messenger RNA. The record is from the annotation of a GenBank genome assembly. NCBI's taxonomy places the organism in Eukaryota, Viridiplantae, Streptophyta, Magnoliopsida, Fabales, Fabaceae.